Molecule: messenger RNA, 1590 nt
Organism: Talaromyces proteolyticus
Lineage: Eukaryota; Fungi; Ascomycota; Eurotiomycetes; Eurotiales; Trichocomaceae
Product: AAT family amino acid transporter, variant
Exons: 8
Coding region: 1-1590 (529 amino acids)
Biological process (GO): amino acid transmembrane transport
Cellular component (GO): membrane
Molecular function (GO): amino acid transmembrane transporter activity
Source: RefSeq, a predicted model, not a curated record
AUGGGUGAACCAGAUAUUUUUAAGAAUACCCCAACGGUGGAUGAAGAGGAGCCACAACGAGAUGUCUCUGGCGACAUCAUCGAAGACGGCCUUCGCCGAGGAUUGAAAGGAAGGCAAUUCAUGAUUAUCGCUCUGGGAAGCAUCAUCGGACCCGGUUGUUUCUACGGAUUAGGAUUGGGCUUCUACGAGUCCGGUCCUCUGGGUGUUUUAAUCGGCUUUGUGGUCACAGGUAUUUCCAUGUGGUUUCUCAUGCAAAGUGUGGGAGAAGUAGCCACUCUUUUCCCUGUGCAUGGAGGCUUUGUCGAGCACUGCGGUCGGUUCGUGGACCCGGCUCUCAGUUUUGCCAUGUCAUGGAUGUAUUAUUUCAUGUGGAGCGUAUUCCUGGCCGCAGACUGGAAUAACGCCGCCGUUAUUCUUCAGUACUGGGUUCCCACCACCCAAGUCCCGGUUUGGGCAUGGUAUAUCAUUUUCUGGUUUGUCUUUUCGAUAAUAACGACUCUUGGAGUUGGCUUCUAUGGGGAAAUCGAGUACUACUUUGGAAUGUUCAAAUUUCUGUCUUUGGUCGUCCUCUUUUUCAUCUCCAUUUUGGCCAACGUGGGAGCGUUUGGAAAUGGAUAUGUAGGGUUCCGCUACUGGACAGAACCGUAUGGCCCUAUCAGGAAUGGAAUCAAUGGAUUCGGCCAGGUCUUUACCCUGGCGGCAGCCUUCUACGUUGGGACAGAGAUCGUAUCCGUCGCCGCUGGAGAAUCCAAAAAUCCAAGGCGCGACGUCCCUCGGGCAACCAAUUCCAUUGUAUAUCGCAUCUUGUUCGUUUUCAUCGGCAUGUCUUUCUUCCAGGGCCUCAUUUGUCCGUCAAAUUCCGACGAAUUGGUAAACGCUACCUCAAACACUGCCUCGUCGCCUUUUACCAUCGGAUUUGUUCUUGCCGGGUGGAAAUCUGCUGGCCACUUUGUGAAUGCUCUGAUUCUCGUCGCAUUCAUCUCUGCUGCAAAUGGGGUGGUCUACAUACAGUCUCGAACACUUUACUCACUGGCUUUGAAGAAAAAAGCUCCCAAGUUCUUUGCAGUCGCGAGCUCUAGAGGCGUCCCCUACCGGGCAAUCCUCUUCUCUAACCUCUGGGGGUUCCUCUCUCUCAUGUCCCUGCAAACCAGCAGCGGUGCAAUCUUCACCUACUUCACCGACUUCGGCGGAACUGCAGCAUACAUCGCCUGGGCGGCCAUCACCUUCGUCCAACUCCGCAUCCGAGCAGCCGCCCGCCUUCAAAGCAUCGACCGCAAAACAUUUCCCUUCACCGCACUGGGCGGGUCGUGGGUCUACUGGCUGAACUUUUUGUUUAAUAUUUUCAUUUUGCUGAUUCAGGGAUAUACGUCUUUUGAGACGCCAUUUAAUUAUAAGACGUUUAUUGCAUGCUAUAUCAGUAUUCCGGCGUUCUUUGGAUUGUUCUUUGGGUAUAAAUGGUGGUUUAAAACCAAGUGGGUUCGCCUAGACGAAAUCGACUUCUCUGACAGAAGAGUGUGGUAUGACGAGGACAAGAGCGAACGAGAUACUCGUUCCUGGAGUAGAAAGGUUUUGGACGUCUUGAAAAGUUAA